This is a messenger RNA of Elaeis guineensis (African oil palm), 1188 nucleotides long. The record is from RefSeq and is a predicted model, not a curated record. Lineage: Eukaryota; Viridiplantae; Streptophyta; Magnoliopsida; Arecales; Arecaceae.
AUGGCCGAGGCUUGGGAUCAAAAGCCAUGGCCUCAUUACGAUGACACCACUAAUGACGAUCGAGGGGGAGGGGAGGAUGGUCAGGGAGAGGAGCUGGAUUGGACAUUCAAGGCCUUGGUAGAGUAUGGCAAGACCUACCUCCUCCGAGUGGUCAAUGCAGCCCUCAACGAGGAGCUCUUCUUCGCCAUCGCUGGACACCAGCUCACGGUGGUCGGCACCGAUGCGAGCUACACCAAACCCUUUACUACCGAGUUCAUUAUGAUCACGCCAGGCCAGACCAUGGACCUCCUCCUGGAGGCCAACCAAAAAUCAGUCACUAACUCUACCAACAAUCGCUACUACAUGGCAGCUUCGGCCUAUGCGAGCGCGAACGGCGUUGCCUCCGAUAACACCACAACCACAGCGAUCAUUGAGUACAUCAAUUCAUCGACCGAGCGGCCACAAUUCCCCUCCCUCCCUGCCUCCAACGACACCGACUCAGCAACUAAAUUUACCGCCAAACUCCGGUCUCUUGCGAGCAAAGACCACCCGAUCCAUGUCCCCCAAACCAUCGACGAACGGAUCAUCAUCACCAUAGCCGUCAACGAGAUUUUAUGCCCAAAUCGCUCAUGCCAGGGGCCCGAUGGCAAUCGGCUGGCCGCUAGUCUUAACAACAUAAGCUUUGUCGUCCCGCGGAUCGAUGUCCUUGAGGCCUACUAUCGGGAUAUCCACGGGGUAUAUGGGACAGGGUUUCCGAGUGAGCCGCCAUUCUACUUCAACUUCACCGGUGAUAACUUGCCCAAGAGCUUGUUGUUUCCAAGGACCGCGACGGAAGUCAGGGUCCUGGAGUACAAUACUAGCGUGGAGAUGGUGCUCCAGGGGACCAACCUUUUGGCAGGGUUGAACCAUCCCAUUCACUUGCAUGGCUACAGCUUCUAUGUGGUGGGAAGGGGGUUCGGAAAUUAUGACAAGGAUAAGGACCCGGCGACAUAUAACUUGGUAGACCCCCCAUUUGAGAACACUGUUACAGUGCCUAAGAAUGGGUGGGCCGCCAUCCGAUUCAGGGCCACAAACCCUGGUGUAUGGUUCAUGCACUGCCACUUGGAACGUCAUCUCAGCUGGGGAAUGGACACUGUGUUCAUAGUAAAGAAUGGUGUUGGCCCACAAGCUCGGUUACUGCCUCCACCUCCAAACAUGCCUCCUUGUUAG